This is a messenger RNA of Vitis riparia (riverbank grape), 1458 nucleotides long. RefSeq names its product transcription factor MYB26-like. The transcript is spliced from 3 exons. Bases 130 to 1143 code for a protein of 337 amino acids. NCBI's taxonomy places the organism in Eukaryota, Viridiplantae, Streptophyta, Magnoliopsida, Vitales, Vitaceae. The record is from RefSeq and is a predicted model, not a curated record.
GCAGCAUAUAGAUGUAGUUGUAGCUUUUAAAUACCCAAAGUGAUCAGUGGAACUUGGACAGUUGGAGGAGUACAAGGUCCCUUGAUAAAUGUGGAAGCAGUCAUGCUCUGAAGGGUGCGAAGAAUUGAGAUGGGUCAUCGCUGCUGCAGCAAACAGAAAGUUAAAAGAGGGUUGUGGUCUCCUGAAGAAGAUGAAAAGCUUAUCAGAUACAUCACUGCCCAUGGCCAUGGCAGUUGGAGUUCUGUUCCAAAACUUGCAGGCUUGCAGAGAUGUGGAAAGAGUUGCAGAUUGAGAUGGAUUAACUACUUGAGACCAGAACUCAAGAGGGGUUCUUUUUCUGCACAAGAAGAACAGAUCAUCAUUGAUGUCCACAGAAUUUUAGGCAACAGAUGGGCUCAGAUAGCUAAGCAUCUACCUGGGAGAACAGACAAUGAGGUGAAGAAUUUCUGGAACUCCUGCAUUAAGAAGAAGCUGAUUUCACAAGGUUUGGAUCCAAAGACUCACAAUCUGAUCUCUUCUCAUCAGAGAAACACCUCUAAUAAGGUUGUCUGCAGUCUACCCCAACCCCAUCAACAACCCUUCCCGGUUUUCACUGUAAACCAACAGAUGACAGAUGAUGCUUCCAUGGAGGUGAACCGUCUCCCUCCUUUCGUUACACUACCACCUCUUCCUCCUACCCAACCCUCAUUGCAGCAAACCAUGGCCAUACCCAACUCUGAAUAUCAAAACCCCAAUCCCGUUUGGACUGCUAAAGAUCAGAGCUCUCAAUAUACAAUCAGUUUCCCCUGUGGAUCUUCCAUUGGAAGCACACCCAUUAUUUCUUCAUCAUCUUCUUCUUCUGUAAACCCAUUUGGCUUUGGUUUCUUAGACGAAAAUUUGAUCUGGAAUGCUCAUGUUGAACCUCUUGAAGGUCCAAGACUGGAACAAGUGCAAACACAUCAAUACCAAGAUCAACAUGACCAACAGAAGAACAAGAUUAAUAUCGGUGAAAUGGGAAAUGAUCAUGAACAAAAGUGUGGUCAGGACAUUGAUGUCUCAUUUGACAGCUCAAGUUUUGAUCUUGAGUUCGUUGAGUCUACACUUCUGUCUGGCGCAAUUUGUCGUGAUCUAACCUCUAUGGAUGAUCUUGCAUGGAAUUUUUGAGGCCUUGUCACAUGUAUACUACUAGGUCUUUCUAAGGAUGUUCAUUGAAAAAACUUCACAAUGGUGGGCCUCGUCUUGCUUCACUAGAAUACAUAGCUCUCCCAUUACAAUGAUUUACUGGCUAGGAGAUCAAUCUCCCUGCAUUUUUGUGCAUAUCAUCUCUUUGAUUACAAUGAUUUACUGGUUUGAAAAUGCAUUUUGCAACCCGGUCCCUUCACAAUUCCUGCUAUACAUGUAUGCAACAAAAUAAUGUUUGGUUGUAGAGCUAUAUGCUACUGAUUACUCUCAUAAUUAUAGAAUUGGUGAUGUAGUACA